Messenger RNA from Phytophthora sojae, 1011 nucleotides. RefSeq lists its product as hypothetical. Gene Ontology annotation, molecular function: hydrolase activity. The record is from RefSeq and is a predicted model, not a curated record. Lineage: Eukaryota; Oomycota; Peronosporomycetes; Peronosporales; Peronosporaceae. Bases 1 to 1011 code for a protein of 336 amino acids. The transcript is spliced from 2 exons.
AUGGCCUGUAACACUACCUGCAUCACUCCAUCGCACUUCUGGGACGAGUGGGAGCACAAGUAUGCGCCCGUCGGCAAUGACAUCACGCUGCACUACAUCGACGUCGGGCCUCGCGACGCCACGCCCGUCGUGCUGGUCCACGGCUGGCCGGACUUGUGGUUCGGGUGGCGCUACCAGAUCCAGGCGCUGUCCAAGACGUACCGAGUGAUUGCGCCGGACCUGCGUGGCUUUGGUCGCAGUUCGGCCCCAGCGACGGUGGAGGGCUACGGCACCAAGAAAGUGACGGGGGAUCUCGCAGGGCUGCUGGACUUCCUCAACAUUCCCCGUGCCGUGUUCGUCGGCCACGACUGGGGCGCCGUCAUCGUCUGGCGCCAGUGUUUGUUCUACCCGGAGCGCGUUAUCGCCGUCUGCAGCGUUUGCACGCCGUAUAUGCCACCGUCCGACGUGUACAUUGAUACGGAGUCGCUAGUGCGUGCCAUCCCGCAGUUCUCGUACAUGGGUCUACUGAGUCAAUCCGAAAAGGCUGCCGAAUUACUCGAUAAUGCGCCUCGCCGUAUGUUCACAGCCACAUUCAGGCUCCACACCGACAUUGACACUUCGCUGAGCUUUCUGGAGCUUCUCCACGGUGUUCCAGCCUCACCCAACCCGAUCUUCACGAACCCGUCCAAGUUGCUCGAGCAAGAUGAACUGGACUACUACGAGGCAGAGUACAAACGCUCAGGCUUCGCUGGCGGCUGCAACUACUACGCCGCGCGCAAUAUCGACUUCAACGACGAGCAUGGCCUUCCUCGAACCAUUACGCACAACGCUCUGUUGAUCAGCCCCGCGGAGGAUCGCGUACUAAAGCCCGAAAUGGCGGCUGCUACGCGUAAAUUGGUGCCGAACCUCCAGCAGAAAAUCGUGACAGGAGCUGGCCACUGGGUCCUGUGGGAGCAGAAGGACGAGGUCACGCGGAUUCUACACCAGUGGCUGGAAGAGGUAGACCAUGACGCCGCAGCCGUUAUGCCGUAG